Macrosiphum euphorbiae (potato aphid) is the source of this 1443-nucleotide messenger RNA. The record is from the annotation of a GenBank genome assembly. NCBI's taxonomy places the organism in Eukaryota, Metazoa, Arthropoda, Insecta, Hemiptera, Aphididae.
AUGGGAUCCUUCCUGUUGUCGUCUUCAUUUGACGCUGAUGUUGAAAAGGCAACAAGUGGUACUAGUACAACUGAAGAUUGGGCUUUAAUAAUGGAAAUAUGUGAUAAAGUGGGAGCCUCGUCGGUUAAUUCCAAAGAUUGUUUUAAAUCGAUAAUAAAAAGACUUUAUAACCAAGACCCACAUGUUGUACUCCAGGCCAUUACACUUUUUGAUGCAUGCGUUAACAAUUGUGGAAAGAAUUUUCUACUCGAAGUGGCUUCACGACAUUUUGAACAGGAAUACCGCAAAUUAUUAGCUAAAAAUUUACCUCAAAAAGUGGCAGAUAGAUUAAAAUUAUUAUUAAAAAAAUGGGCAGAAAAUGAAUUCAAAAAUGAUCCACAGUUGAAUCUUAUACCAUCUUUAUAUACUAAAUUAAAACUAGAAGGUGUAGACUUUUCAUUGUCUUCAGAUGUAAACAAUUCAAAAAGUGCUAAAUCGAAAGAUUUGGUAUCAUUGCAAGAAGUAGAUGAUAUAGCUAAAGCUAUUGAACUUAGUUUACUAGAAAAUGAACGUUCUGCACAGAAAAAACCUACAGGUGAAACAGAUCGGAGAGCAUAUUUAAAAAAGGUAAAAGCUCUGUAUGAUUUUGAGGCAGCCGAGGACAAUGAACUGUCGUUUUCCGCUGGAGACAUAAUUUACGUUCUUGAUUCAUCUGAUCCUAAUUGGUGGAAAGGAUUUACUGACAAACAUCCUGAAGGUCUUUUUCCAGCCAAUUUUGUAACCACAGAUUUAUCAAAUCCAAAGGACAUGGCUGAGGAAGUCAAUACAAAGAAAUCAAAAGUCAAGCAUUCUGCUGAAGAUUAUAAGUCUGUUGAAAUUGAUGAGAAUAAAAUUGAUUGUUUGCUUCAGCUAUUACGCGAAGCAAACCCAGAAGAUGACAGUACAGAUUCUGAAGAAAUGUCCAUACUGGAAGCACAAGCAAACGCCAUGGGGCCAAUGAUAGAAGCACAACUUGAACAGCUUGACAAAAAACAUUCCCAACUCACACAAUUGUGUACAGAACUCUUAGAAGCUGUAAAAUUGUAUAAUAUAUUUAUGAAAGACCCAGUGGCAGGCUAUGCACCCAAACCACAAACUGAACCUAUACAACCUCCUACAAUGUCACCACAGCAUAUGAUGCACCCACAGCACAUGCAAAUGUAUAAUGGUAUGAUGGCCAACUAUGCACCCCUGCCAGUUGAACAUUAUAUGCCUGGAUCACAGUAUCCAGUUAAUCCCACUCACAUGAUGUCCAGACCAAACAUUGGAGGUCAGAUGCAUGAACAGCCAUCAUAUCAAAUGCCCAACAUGCAGAACAUUCCCAAUUACAAUCAAGUGUAUGGUCCAGGUCAUAGUGUACCAUCCGAAUCUUUACCACAAGUCAUGAAUUAUGUACCCCAACCCCAACCACCUUCACAACAGUAA